Molecule: messenger RNA, 534 nt
Organism: Mesorhabditis spiculigera
Lineage: Eukaryota; Metazoa; Nematoda; Chromadorea; Rhabditida; Rhabditidae
Source: the annotation of a GenBank genome assembly
AUGCCUUCAGAAACCCGUCUGCCGUUUUCGAUCGAGAAUUUGUUGAGUCGAGACCCGAUUGGGCUGCAGCGCCAGGAGAUGUCAAUUCCAAGUCCGCUUGCGUACUAUCAACAACAAUUGGCCAUUGGUUGUGCCCUGAACGCCUUCAACCAUCCAAGUUCCUCCGGUGUCCCGUUGCCCUUAAUGAGCCCUCCCGAUUUACGGAAUAGUUAUCCAGCAUGGAUCUACUGUACUCGAUAUUCCGAUCGUCCCUCUGCCGGACCACGCUCAAAAAGGCCGAGGAAGCGUGAUUCGCCAUCCGAAGAGGAGAAACGGCCACGGACCUCGUUCACACCUGAACAGUUGCUACGCUUGCGGCAACAGUUUAUGAACAACCGGUACCUCACUGAAAAGCGCCGCCAAGAAUUAGCGCACGAACUAGGCCUCAACGAGUCACAGAUCAAAAUUUGGUUCCAGAACAAGCGGGCAAAACUCAAGAAAGCGUCAGCUACUGGUGUACCGCUCCAACAGCAGCUCCUCACCGCACUAAACUCC